Molecule: messenger RNA, 516 nt
Organism: Suillus clintonianus
Lineage: Eukaryota; Fungi; Basidiomycota; Agaricomycetes; Boletales; Suillaceae
Exons: 1
Source: RefSeq, a predicted model, not a curated record
UUAGGGCACAUGCAGUUUGGCGUGUAUCGCGACGACUGUGAAGGCAUCCAUCCUGACAUAAUCGAAGAAUACUAUGGGGUUCACGGCCAAACUACAACACGGCGGCAACAUCAGACUGGUGCUGGACACCCUAUUGAUGAAGAAGACAGUGAUAAUGACGACGAACCUCUGAAUGUGGUUGAGGCCAUCAACAAUCAGCAAAGACAACACAUCCACCACGAAGCCAUUGUUGUUCCAUCACACGGGAAUCCUUUCGUCAAUGACGAAACACAACAGCAGUUUUCUGCCACCCUUGAUGAAGUUAUUGCCGAGGAUAUCACACCACACAAUUGCCGACUGACAGCAACUGAGUGGGAAGGUGAUGAAUAUCCAGUCUUCGAGACUAUUUCCGUUGGUCGACGAGGGUCCAAAGAACUCCAUAUCUCACUUGCUGAACCAAUCUGGUUUAAUCGAGCAAAGCUAUGGUGUCAAGCAUUAUUAGUCUUGUCAUAUUUUUUAGCGAGUGGUAGAGAAUAA